Messenger RNA from Prinia subflava (tawny-flanked prinia), 3647 nucleotides. RefSeq names its product vesicular inhibitory amino acid transporter-like. Gene Ontology annotation, biological process: amino acid transmembrane transport. Bases 365 to 1711 code for a protein of 448 amino acids. Gene Ontology annotation, cellular component: vacuolar membrane. NCBI's taxonomy places the organism in Eukaryota, Metazoa, Chordata, Aves, Passeriformes, Cisticolidae. Gene Ontology annotation, molecular function: L-amino acid transmembrane transporter activity. The record is from RefSeq and is a predicted model, not a curated record. The transcript has 5 exons.
GGAAAAAAUACCUGUGCUGUGGCGGGGGGAAACAUAACGGCUCUCUGAGAAGGCACUUGGGAAAGGAGGAUCGCGACGGAGUCAAGCGCAUUUUUCCUGGCGGGCCUGGGAGCAGUGUGUCAGCGCUAGCCAGAUUUUCUGCAUAUGCCAAGAAUUAUUAUUACAAACCUGAGAAACUGAGAGUAUCUGCCAGGCAAAACAGCCAUAUCAACAGCUUUCUUUUCUUGCCUGGGUUGGUUGGAGGACUUCCAGGAAUUUGUCCAGGAAUUUUGAGGUGCCUCCUGCUGCUGGAAAAGUGGAAGCACCAUCUCUCUUUUCGGGACUGGUGAGGUGGGACAGCUGCCUAGACACCGAUGAAGAGCACAUGAAUUUUGCUAAAAAUGAUGAACUGAACAGGGCUCACAGCGAGAACAGAGUGGAACCAGUUGGACCCCUGAAAUUUGAGCUUGAUAUUUGUCACCAGGAUCCACAGUACAAGUCCCCAGCUCCCUUGCCACAUGCCCAGGUCAAACUGAUCACCAGCUGGGAAGCAGGAUGGAAUGUAACAAAUGCCAUUCAGGGAAUAUUUGUCCUAGGAUUGCCAUAUGCUCUCCUCCACAGUGGAUACAGUGGUCUACUUCUUAUUGUCUUGGCUGCAGCAUUGUGCUGUUACACAGGCAAAAUUCUAAUUGCUUGCUUGUAUGAAGAAAAUGAAGAUGGGCAACUGAUAAGAGUGAGAGACACGUACGAAGAUAUUGCAAAUGCCUGCUGCAAAAAGCUGUCUCCCAGUCUAGGUGGCAUGGUUGUCAAUGUGACCCAAGUGGUGGAAUUGAUCAUGACCUGCAUUUUGUAUCUGGUUGUUAGUGGGAACUUGCUGUCACACAGUUUUCCAUAUGUACCCGUAACUGAGAAAACUUGGUCUGUAAUUGCAUUUGUUACUCUGUUGCCUUGUAUAUUUAUCAGAACUCUCAAAAUUGUUUCCAAGCUCAGCCAGCUUUGCUCUUUGGUUCAUUUUGUUAUCAUCUUUGUAGUGAUAACUUACUGUCUCACACAAAUGCAUCAAUGGUCCUGGGCAAAAUUCAGACUCUCCCUUGAGUUUGAGAAUUUCUUGGUCUCUGUAGGGUUGAUCAUUUUCAGUUACACUUCACAGAUAUUUCUUCCCACACUUGAAGGUAGUAUGAAAAACCCAGGGGAAUUUAGGUGUAUGCUAAACUGGACUCACUUUUUUGCCUGUAUCUUGAAAACCACCUUUGCACUUACUGCUUUCUUGACCUGGGGUGAAAAGACAAAGGAAGUUAUUACUGACAACUUGCCAUCAUUUCUUGAAACCCUAGUGAAUUUAUGUCUCUUAACUAAGGCUCUUCUUUCUUACCCUUUGCCCUUUUUUGCAGCCACAGAAAUUGUGUAUUCUUGUAUUUCUAACGACAACCAUUGCAAUUACAGGUCUCCACUACUUGCUCUGACUGUAAGAGGCUCAUUUCUCUUGUUAACUCUGUUGAUGGCCGUGUUCACACCACACUUUGCCCUGUUGAUGGGUUUGUCAGGCAGUGUAACAGGUGCUGCUAUGACUUUUCUUCUUCCUUCUCUCUUCCAUUUAAAACUUAAAUGGAAAAAACUGUCUUUCUUAGAAAAAUGUGCAGAUAUCUCUGUUUUUAUUUUGGGCUUCCUUUGUAGCCUUGCAGGCAUAGUUUGCUCAAUAAAAGGGCUGCUUGAAGUAUUUGGAGGAGUGUAAAAAGAUUUCCUGAAAGACAAAUAAGGACCAAAUCUUAUAAAUGUUUUUAUCCUGUUAGUCAGUAUAAAUGAGAUUUUGUCACUAGGUAGAAUUAAGCAUGUGCUUAAAUGUUUGCAUAUUCAAGUCUUUAACUGGAAAAUUAUGUAUCUCUAAGCAAACUGUAAAAUAACAUUCAUAGACAAAAAGUACAAAAUUAGGCCUCUCUAAAACAUUGAAAAGAAACACGUUGGAGAUGGUUUAACAAGAAAAUAAUUGUAAGUAAGUAGUCCUACGUGGUUUUAGUCAUACAUGUCAUGCACAUCCUGAAAUUACUACUGCAAGUGAUUUCACCAAUUUAACCAGAAUUCUUCAUGGGGUUAGACACUGUUCAGUCUCAAAGCUAUCAAAACUAUCUUACAGGAUGUGAGUGAAAGAGAUCACAGAAUCACAGAAUUCUAUUAUUAGAUCUAUUAUUGAAAAUGGGUGAAAUAUUAUUUCACCUCACUGGCAGACUGCAAUUCAAAAUGUGAACUGAAUGGUGAAUCACUGAAUCAAAUCAAAUCAGUGAAUUUUGGUUUUUAUGUAAGACAAACUCUACUAUUUGUUUUUUAAAUGAAUAGGCAAAAAAAGAGCUCAGUCUAGAACAGCUUUGAAAGCCUGCUUUUAUCAUGACUUCAAAUAGGAAUACAGUCAGAGUAAAGGGGGCAUUCUAACAAUUCAAAGUCAGGGAAAAGAGAUUUUUUUCUGAAAUAACCUAUAGCCAGUAACUACAGCUUUUCUGCAAGUCUAUCUCCUAAGAUUCAUGUCUCUGCAAUGCAGCUAUUCUAUAGGCUGGGUUACUAGAUGUCUCCCUAGUAGCAUGAAAAAGUUAACGUACAGUUCACUUUCCCUCUUAGGCAGGAAAUUUCUUUGAUCUGUGUAUUUUAUCUGAUUCUAUUAAAAGCUCAAUGGAGUAAAUCAAUUCCAAUAAAUAGACACACAGUUAACUUCUUGUACAAUUUGGUAGAUCUUUAGGUUUAGAAGAUACUGGCUUAAUAAAAAGAUCAGCAUUGCAAUGUAUUUCACAUUAGUGAUAAAACAUUAUGACAAGAAACAAUAUAGUCAGAGUGCUCUAAUGAAUACAUAUUAUCUUAUCGAAAUAAAUCUCUGUUAUAAUACAUAAUUAAAGUAAUUAUUUCAAAGAAGGAAGUGUGCAUUUUUGUUAUGAACAAUUUCACACAACCUUGUGCUGCAUCAUAUGGAAAAGUCUUUGAACGUCAGCAUAAGACUGGGUGACCAAGAGCCCAGCAGUAUCUGCUCAACUGAGCUAUUUUUGCUAUGUAGUUUCUCAGCAUUAAUGCUUCUGUCCUGCAUGAGCAACAGUUGCCUCUCAAGGCUGAUUUGCUGAAUGACAAAAAACAUGUAACGAAACUAAAGAGAAGAGUUCCAGAAAUCCUUGUAUGCCACCCUAUUCCUUCCUUGUCUGCUAGUGUACACCUGUCAUAUAUAAUAGUCAUGUAAAAUUUAUUAAAACAGAUUAAUUGCAUUACUACAACACUAUCAAGAAAAUUGGAAAUAACUAAAAAUAAAUCUCAGAAUUUUAUUACUUCUUCCUGAAUUGGGUCAAAUUCUGCACUCAUAUCCACAACAAUUUGAAUGAUAUUAGAAUUUGUGCUGGAACAAAUAGGAGACAUUUUAUCUUUAUGUAGAAUGCCAAAAAUACAUUGUUCAUGAAAGAGUUGAAAGCUUGUUAUUACUGCUAUGACAUAGUUGGAAAGUAUUACUUGGAUGAUGUUAAUCAAAGGAUUUCUUUACUUUUUGUAUGCAGAAGUUUCAUAGAAAAACAAACAUGUAGCAAUAGUAUUUGUUCUGAUUUAUCCUGUAUAAAUCUCUGAGAACAGAGAGAGGUUGUCCGAAGAGUUUUGUAAAAAUUUUUUCAGUUACCUUGCUUAGGAACUCUCAAAAAAAAUAAAUUCUC